GAUUGAAACUUCCCUGGCCAGGGCUCAGAAGCAAAUCUGAAGGCAAGAAGACAGAAACCAGUUUUAUAAUGGAUUCGCUUAUUGCAGCAAAUAGCAAAUUUUGCUUCGAUUUCUUCCAAGAGAUUAGCAAAGAUGAUGCUCAUAAAAAUAUCUUUGUCUGCCCUCUAAGUCUCUCAGCUGCCUUUGGUAUGGUCCGCCUGGGAGCUAGAGGGGACAGUGCACAUCAGAUUGAUGAGGUAUUACAUUUCAAUGAACUUUCCAACGAUGAAAGCAGAGAACCCAAUGAUCCCUCUUCAAAAAGCAAAAGCAAAGACAGCUCUCUGGAAGGGCAGAAACAAACAUCAGCUUCUCAGAAUCAGCAGAGUGAGUCUACAAAUGAGCAUCAAUUGCUUGGUUGCCAGUUUGGGAAACUUCUCUCCAGAAUAGACAGAGACAAAACUUAUUACACUCUAAGUAUGGCCAACAGACUCUAUGGAGAGCAGGAAUUCCCAAUCUGCCCGGAAUACUCUGAUGACGUAACUGAAUUUUACCACACGACAGUCGAAAGUGUAGAUUUCCAAAAGGAUACUGAGAAAUCAAGACAAGAGAUUAACUUCUGGGUUGAAAAUCAAUGCCAAGGUAAAAUCAAGGAGCUGUUUGGCAAGGAGGCUAUUGAUAAGUCAACUGUGCUGGUGCUGGUGAAUGCUGUUUACUUCAAGGCCCAGUGGGAAAAAGAAUUCAACUCUGAAAACACCGUUGAUGCAUCUUUCUCUCUCAGUGAGAAUGAGAAGAAGACUGUAAAGAUGAUGAAUCAGAAGGGUCAGUUUAACAUUGGCUUCAUCGAGGAGCUGCAGGCGCAAAUCCUGGAAAUGAAGUAUACCAUGGAGAAGCUCAGCAUGCUGGUCCUGCUUCCAUCUUGCUCAGAAGACAACGUGAAGAGCCUGCAAGAGCUUGAAAAGAAAAUAAACCAUGAAAAAUUACUCGCCUGGAGUAGCUCAGAAAAUAUGUCGGAAAAACCCGUAGCCAUUUCCUUUCCCCAGUUCAUCAUGGAAGAUAGCUACGAUCUCAAGUCAGUUCUACAAGACAUGGGCAUUAAGGAUGUCUUUGAUGAAACGAAGGCUGACCUUACUGGAAUCUCUAGGAGUCCCGAUCUGCAUUUGUCCAAAAUUGUCCACAAGACCUUUGUGGAAGUGGAUGAGAUGGGUACCCAGGCAGCUGCAGCCAGUGGGGUGGUGGCUGCAGAGAAGGCCCUUCCAUCCUGGGUGGAGUUUAAUGCCAACCACCCUUUCCUCUUUUUCAUCCGACACAACCCAACUCAGAGUCUACUUUUCUGUGGCAGAGUCUAUUCACCUUGAAUCUACUCUGGCUUUUGAGGGGUUGAGGUGAAUGGCAAUAUAGUUUUCCCCUUGUAAAACCUGGGCACUUGUGUUUAGCUGAGUGCCUGAAGCUGACUACUUGCUGCUACAGUUGUGCACAGAAUCCUGCAAGCCUCCCUUAAGUUUUGUUCUGAUAACCUCUAUCACCAGAAGCCAGAUCUCACCACUUGUUAAUGAAGUAGCCUCGCUCCCUCCCUAAUCUUUACUGAUCUAAACUUUCAAGCAUAUAAAUUCACCUUCUAUGAUUUGGAGGUCAACACAA
Grammomys surdaster is the source of this 1617-nucleotide messenger RNA. It is a transcript of the gene Serpinb12, whose product is annotated as serpin family B member 12. NCBI's taxonomy places the organism in Eukaryota, Metazoa, Chordata, Mammalia, Rodentia, Muridae. Gene Ontology annotation, molecular function: serine-type endopeptidase inhibitor activity. The coding region runs from base 69 to 1334 and encodes 421 amino acids. The transcript is spliced from 8 exons. The record is from RefSeq and is a predicted model, not a curated record. Gene Ontology annotation, biological process: negative regulation of endopeptidase activity.